UUGCCUGACAGCAAGUACUGUGAGCCAGGGGAGCAGAGAGCAGGCUUGCCCUCCUCUCUCUGAUUCUAGAGCAUAGAGGAAUGAGACCGCGAAGAAGCGUCGACAAACAGGGGCGUUUGGGGCCGUGAGAGUGGGCGAGCGGUGAGAACUAGAUUUUUUUUUAAAUAUAGCUAAGUGGAAAGCAGGCUUCCCUCGGACAUUCCCGAAGCCAGAAAGCCAUAGGACCCAGGCUCCCGAGUCCUUCCGCGUGUGUGACUCGCUUGCACAGAUCGAAAACACUACUCAGCGCUUCACAGUUGGCAGACAUCGCCCUUCCUCCUCCGCCUUCAUGCCCAGGCAGGCAGGGCGCUUGGCGGGGUCCUUUGCUCGUCGCGCACGUCCCGCACGCCCGCUGCGUCACGGCAGCACGCCCCGCCCACCCCGCCUGCGCCCUCCCCACGCGGCACUCGGUGACAUUGAGCGCCAGCGCCGCGGCCGCCGUGGGGUGCUGUGCGUCGGCGGAUCAGGCGGUCAUGUGGAGCCUCCGCGGCCUGCGCCUGGCGGCUGGACAUUGUUUUAGGUUAUGUGAAAGAAAUGUUUCCUCACCUCUAAGGUUAACCAGGAACACUGACUUGAAGAGGAUCAAUGGAUUCUGCACCAAGCCACAGGAAAGUCCCAAAGCUCCAACCCAGUCUUACAGACACAGGGUGCCGCUUCACAAGCCCACAGACUUCGAGAAGAAGAUCCUGCUGUGGUCAGGCCGCUUCAAGAAGGAGGAAGAGAUCCCAGAGACAAUCUCGUUUGAGAUGCUUGACGCUGCAAAGAACAAGAUCCGGGUGAAGGUCAGCUAUUUAAUGAUUGCCCUAACAGUGGCAGUCGUCUAUAUGGUUAUUGAGGGCAAGAAGGCUGCAAAAAGACAUGAGUCUUUAACAAGCUUGAACCUGGAAAGGAAAGCCCGUCUGAGAGAGGAGGCAGCUAUGAAGGCCAAAGCGGACUAGAUGUUUUUGUGCUGGAUUUGGAAAAGCCAGGAGUACGGUUGCAACAAGAAGCCUGC
Molecule: messenger RNA, 1033 nt
Organism: Rattus rattus (black rat)
Lineage: Eukaryota; Metazoa; Chordata; Mammalia; Rodentia; Muridae
Product: protein FAM162A-like
Biological process (GO): positive regulation of release of cytochrome c from mitochondria; cellular response to hypoxia; neuron apoptotic process
Cellular component (GO): mitochondrion
Source: RefSeq, a predicted model, not a curated record